Molecule: messenger RNA, 771 nt
Organism: Cadophora gregata
Lineage: Eukaryota; Fungi; Ascomycota; Leotiomycetes; Helotiales; Ploettnerulaceae
Exons: 2
Coding region: 1-771 (256 amino acids)
Biological process (GO): regulation of transcription by RNA polymerase II
Cellular component (GO): nucleus
Molecular function (GO): RNA polymerase II transcription regulatory region sequence-specific DNA binding; DNA-binding transcription activator activity, RNA polymerase II-specific
Source: RefSeq, a predicted model, not a curated record
AUGGCGUACAAUGGACCAAGCAGAGUCAACAUGGUGGAAUACAUCUCGACUCUGAACCACGUCCCAGAGCAGGACGUUCAGCCCAGCUCGGAGUUCCUCGAGGAUGACCUGGCUAUGUUCACCAAUGCGAACUUCUUCGAUUUCGACUUGGGUCAGGAUGCCGAUUUGCAACCAGCCGACUACAAUGGAGAUGGACGAAGGGAGCAGGCUGUUGUUGCACCUGAUGCGGUUGACUUGAAGUCGCUGGAUUUCAUGAAUGGCGACUUCCACUUCCCAGACUUCAACUCUUUCCCUCCGACGACCUUCACCGAUACCACCAUCCCGCCAGCUCCCAUCAACACCACCCAGCCUCUGUACAGCUCCUCGAGCGCUGGUUCCCCUCAAUCAGCGAACCCCCCAUCUGGCACCAAGCGAAAGGCCGAGUCCAUCUCACACGCCGGUUCUCCCUCCGCCAGCGUCGAAGAUGCCGCCCGCAACGCCGCUGAAGAAGACAAGCGCCGCCGUAACACAGCAGCCUCGGCCCGUUUUCGCGUGAAGAAGAAGCAACGCGAGCAAGCACUCGAGCGUUCGGCGAAGGACAUGAGCGACAAGGUUGCGGCGCUGGAAGGACGGAUCAACCAGCUCGAGACAGAGAACAAGUGGCUGAAGAACCUCAUCACGGAGCGAAACGAGAGCAAGGAAGAUAUUGCUGGUCUGUGGAAGAAGUACAACGCCGACAAUGCCGAGCGGAAAGGUUCUGAGCGAAAAGACGGCGUCGGAACUUCGGCUUGA